This is a messenger RNA of Aegilops tauschii subsp. strangulata, 2549 nucleotides long. Lineage: Eukaryota; Viridiplantae; Streptophyta; Magnoliopsida; Poales; Poaceae. The record is from RefSeq and is a predicted model, not a curated record.
UUCUUCAGGCACAUCUUGGAGCUAUGAGCCGCCGCCUUGUCCCCGUUGGCAGACGCAUCUUGGAGCAGAACAUCAAGGCUCGGUACCACGCCGGAGACAUUGGCACCAAGGACGCACUCCACCGGUUUGACGAAUUGCUCCAGGAUGCUGGGUCCUCCUCGAUCCGUGCCGUCAACUAUCUCCUUACUGUUGUCGGACGUGAUUGCCCUGCGCUCGGCGUCUCCCUCUUCAACCGCGUCGCAAGGGCCAAGGUGGCACCCAACAGUAUCACGUACACCAUCCUCGUCGACUGCUGCUGCCGUGCUGGCCGCUUGGACCUCGGUUUCGCUGCCAUGGGCCACAUCAUUAAGAUGGGAUUUACAGCAGACGCGAUCUUCUCUUUCAGCCACCUACUAAAGUCCAUAUGUGCGGAGAAGAAGACCAGCUAUGCAAUGGACAUCGUACUCCGAGUAAUGCCUGAGCUUAACUGCACACCGAACAUUUUCUCCUAUAGCAUUCUUUUCAAGGGUCUCUGCAACGAGAAGAGAAGCCAAGAGGCUCUUGAGCUGAUUCACAUCAUGGUUGAGGAUGGAGGUUGCUGCCGACCUGAUGUGGUGUCCAAUAGCACCGUAAUUGAUGGCCUAUUGAAAGAGGGUGAGGUGGACAAGGCUUACGGCCUAUUCUGUGAAAUGCUACAGAGGGGAAUUUCGCCGGAUGAUGUGACCUAUAACUCAAUCAUCUCUGGCAUGUGCAAGGUUCAUGCGAUGGACAAGGCUGAGGAGGUUCUUCAACAGAUGUUUGAUAGAGGAAUUCUGCCAGAUGUUGCCACAUAUAAUAGUCUAAUACAUGGAUAUUAUUCAUUAGGAAGGUGCAAAGAGGUUGAUCGGAUUUUCAAGGAAAUGUCUAGAAAUGGUGUUCAACCAGAUAUUGUAACUUACAAUAUACAGAUGGAUUAUCUUUGCAAGAAUGGAAGAUGCGCAGAAGCUAGGAAGAUUUUUGAUUCCAUAGUCAGUUUGGGCCAAAAACCGACUGUUACUACCUAUAGCAUUUUGCUUCAUGGGUAUGCUCUGGAACGAUCUUUUCAUGAGAUGCAUUGUCUCAUUGAUUUGAUGGUGGGAAAUGGUAUUGCGCCAAAUCAUUUUGUCUACAACAUACUCAUAUCUGCAUAUGCUAAAGAAGAAAUGAUUGGUGAGGUAAUGCAUAUAUUUAAAAAAAUGCGGCAGCAUGGAUUGAACCCUGAUGUAGCGAACUAUGGAGCGGUAGUAAACUUACUUUCCAAGAUUGGCCGAAUGGAUGAUGCUAUGUCCCAAUUCAAUCAAAUGAUAACUGAAGGGUUAGCUCCUGAUAUCAUAAUUUUCACCCCCCUUAUUAGUGGUUUCUGUUCUUGUGGCAAAUGGGAGAAGGUUCAUGAACUAUUUUCUGAGAUGUUGGAUCGCGGCAUCUGUCCCAACACACUGUUCUUCAACACAAUUAUGGACCGCCUUUGCAAAAAUGGAAGGGUUAUGGAAGCCCAAGAUCUCUUCGACCUGAUGGUACACAUGGGUGUGAAGCCUGAUGUGUGUACUUAUAACAAACUGACAGGUGGAUACUUGUUCAUUGGUAAGAUGGAUGAAGUGAGCAAGCUACUUGACAAUAUGGUCUCAAUUGGCAUGGAACCAGAUGUUAUCACCUAUAACAUACUGAUUGAUGGUUACUCUAAGAAUGGAAAGAUAAAUGAUGCAUUGGUUUUUUUUAGGGAAAUGUUGGAAGGGAAGGUUAAGCCUUCUGUUAUCAUUUUUAAUAUUAUGAUUGGUGUGUUGCUUAAAUGUGGCAGGAAGGAAGAAGCCAAAGAUUUGUUUGAUGGUAUCUGGGCCAAAGGAUUAGUGCCUGAUGUUGUUACAUAUAGCUUAAUGAUACAAAAGCUUAUAGAAGAAGGUUCUCUACAAGAGUCUGAUGAUCUAUUCCUUUCUAUGGAGAAGAAUGGAUGUGCUGCCGACUCCCGUAUGCUAAAUGCUAUAGUUAGAAGCUUACUUCAGAAAGGGGAGGUGCCCAGGGCUGGGACUUAUCUGUCUAAAAUUGAUGAGAGGAGGUUCACCCUUGAAGCUUCCACUGCUAGCUUGUUGACUGCACUUGUGUCAGGGGGGAAAGGCCAGGAAUAUAAAGAGUUGCUCCCGGAAAAAUACCACUCGUUUCUGGAACAGGGCACUGAUUGAAACCUUUUCUAGAGAUUUUGCCCAGAUGCUCUGGAGUGCUAAUCGAGGGCUGAACUUCUCUUUGUAGGUUACUUCUUCCAACCUUUUCUUUUUUUAGUACGUCUGAAAUGUAAUAAUCGUUGGAGAAACUGUAGCAAACUUUCUGACUGUCAACCUUUUCUAGAGAUUUUUUAGUACUUCUUCCUACAAGCUAGUAGUAAACUUUCUGACUGUCACCAUUUUGUUGAUCCACUAUAUGUGUUUCAUACAUAUGGAUGGCUACUACUUCAAGGGAGUUGCACAUUUGGCAUCAGCUAAGCUGCAAUUUUUAAUUAGUUUUGUCAGUCCUGGAUUUGUCCUAAUAAGUUAUCCUUGGCACCUUUUGCCUUACUUUUCUGA